Zasmidium cellare ATCC 36951 is the source of this 1548-nucleotide messenger RNA. RefSeq lists its product as uncharacterized. Lineage: Eukaryota; Fungi; Ascomycota; Dothideomycetes; Mycosphaerellales; Mycosphaerellaceae. Gene Ontology annotation, biological process: nonfunctional rRNA decay; RNA surveillance; nuclear-transcribed mRNA catabolic process, no-go decay. Gene Ontology annotation, cellular component: cytoplasm. The transcript is spliced from 6 exons. The coding region runs from base 1 to 1548 and encodes 515 amino acids. The record is from RefSeq and is a predicted model, not a curated record.
AUGAGGCUAAUCAAACAGAGCAUCGAGCGCACGACGGGCGCGGGCAGUGCGACCCUGCUACCCGAAGAGCCUGAGGACAUGUGGCAUGCCUACAACCUGAUACGACCCACCGACCUACUACGCGCAUCUGCAGUCCGCAAAGUCAUCACCGAGUCUGUGUCCAGCCGAUCCAGCGAGCGAGUCCACAUGAACCUCACCAUCAAAGUCACCAAACUCGACUUCGACUCACAGGCCGGGCAGCUACAUGUCUCUGGACAAGUAUCAGAAGAGAACAAGCACGUCAAGCUCGGCAGCUUCCACACCCUCGAUCUCGAGCUUCAUCGGAACUUCACACUUGAAAAAGCAGAUGGAUGGGACAGUGUGGCGUUGGACACCCUGAAAGAGGCGAUAGACCAGGAUGCAAAGGCGCAGCUAUGGGCAGUAGUCAUGCAAGAGGGGCUGGCCAACAUCUGUCUCAUCACAGAGCAUCAGACGAUACUGCGGCAGAGGAUAGAAGUGAACCUCCCCAAGAAGCGCUCGGGCUCAUCAGACCAUGACAAGGCACUGCAGAGGUUUUACCAGACUACGUUCGACUCAUUACUACGGCAGAUCGACCUCUCAGACCCAAAGCCCUUACUGCUCGCGAGCCCAGGAUUCACGGCAAGCAGCUUUCAACAAUUCAUCAAGACGCAGGCAGCUGCCGGUACGAACAAGCAAUUGCAGCAACUGGUCCCGAAGAUCACAGUGGCACACUCAGCCUCUGGUCAUCUGCACAGUUUGAGCGAAGUUCUGAGCAGUCCUGCCGUCACGAGCAAGCUCAGUGAUACCAAGUUCGCACGAGAAACCCAACUCAUGGAUCGCUUCUUUGAGAUGAUGCGACAAGACGACGCACGAGCUUGGUAUGGUCCAAAGGAAUGCGAACUGGCUGUCGAGCGAGGCGCAGUUGGAAAGGGCGGCGGAAUCUUGCUGAUCUCGAACUCUCUCUUUCGCAGCCAAGACAUCCAGACAAGGAAGCGGUGGGUCAAGGUCGUGGACGAUGUGAAGGAUCAAGGUGGUGAAGUCAGGGUACUCAGCAGCAUGCACGAGAGUGGUAAGAAGCUCGAGGGCUUGGGAGGAAUCGCAGCCAUCCUUACGUAUCCUAUCGAGGAUCUGGACGAGGAGGUCGGCGAGGAUGGAGGCCAAGAUCUGGAAGAUGACAUAAACGGCCAAGAAUAUGCCAAUGCUGUCGCUUCUUAUUCGCAAGCAAUCCAAGCUGGCCCCCAUAUCUUCGUAAGCGGCCAGAUCCCAGCCGAUGCCUCUGGCAAGCUUGUCGAGGGCUCUAUUGCCGACAAGACGACCGCCUGCUGCGAGGGUCUCAAGAACAUCCUCGAGGCUGCCGGCAGCUCCAUCAGCCGCGUGGUCAAGGUCACCGUCUUCCUCACGUCGAUGGAGCACUUUGCGGAGAUGAACGGUGUCUACGAGAAGUACUUUGGCGAGCACAAGCCUUCGCGCUCCUGUGUUGCCGUCAAGGAGCUGCCAAAGGGCGUUCCGGUCGAGUUGGAGUGUAUCGCCCUGAGCAACAGCGGUUGA